Molecule: messenger RNA, 6998 nt
Organism: Nematostella vectensis (starlet sea anemone)
Lineage: Eukaryota; Metazoa; Cnidaria; Anthozoa; Actiniaria; Edwardsiidae
Product: ATP-dependent RNA helicase me31b
Exons: 9
Coding region: 228-1526 (432 amino acids)
Biological process (GO): P-body assembly; cytoplasmic stress granule assembly
Cellular component (GO): cytoplasmic stress granule; P-body
Molecular function (GO): mRNA binding; RNA helicase activity; ATP binding
Source: RefSeq, a predicted model, not a curated record
CGGACCCGAGCUACUCACGGUCAAUACUGUUGGAAAUUUCGGAAACGAAAUAGAGAAGAAAAGCAACAAAUUGGUUGAGAAAUCCGAGAAAAUCUUUGCCAUCUCCGUCAGUAGCAUUGCUUUGGGUUAAGGAGAUUGCGAAGAAAGGGUUACUCAACCUCAAGUUGAUAUUAUUGAAUGCGAAGAAAGCUCAUAAAGCUUGAGCCGACAUCGAAUAUUCGUCAGCAAUGGCCGCUGCCAAAACGGAAGCAGCCGUUUCGGUUGCAAAUUCAAACCUUGAAAACUCUGAAAGCUGGAAAGCAAAUCUCAAACUACCACCUAAAGAUAACCGAUUUAAAACAAGCGAUGUCACUGCAACCAAGGGCAAUGAAUUUGAAGACUACUGCCUCAAGCGUGAGCUUUUGAUGGGUAUAUUUGAGAAGGGUUUUGAUAAGCCAUCGCCCAUCCAAGAAGAGAGCAUCCCUGUUGCCCUAGCUGGAAGGGAUAUUCUUGCUCGAGCUAAAAAUGGCACAGGGAAGACAGCGGCUUACCUAGUCCCUCUCCUUGAAAGAACUGACACUACAAAGAACUGCAUUCAAGCUCUUGUUCUAGUGCCCACACGAGAAUUAGCCCUACAGACUUCCCAGAUCUGCAUUGAGCUUGGUAAACACAUGGGCGCACAGGUCAUGGUCACAACAGGAGGGACUAGUUUGAAGGAUGACAUUCUAAGAUUAUACAACAAAGUGCACGUCAUUGUGGCCACACCUGGGAGGGUGCUUGAUCUAAUGAAGAAGAAGCUGGCGGACAUGAGCAAAUGUCAAAUGCUGGUGAUGGACGAGGCUGACAAACUGUUGUCUAUGGACUUCAAAAAGAUGCUUGAGCAGAUUAUUAAGCAUUUGCCAGAAAACAGACAGAUCCUGCUAUUUUCAGCCACAUUCCCUAUCUCUGUGCGGGACUUCAAGGAGAAACACUUGCGCAAGCCAUAUGAGAUCAACCUCAUGGACGAACUAACUCUGCAUGGAGUCACACAGUAUUAUGCAUUUGUGGAGGAAAAACAGAAAGUGCACUGUCUUAACACAUUAUUCCAAAAGCUCCAGAUAAACCAGUCCAUCAUCUUCUGUAACUCAGUGCAGCGCGUGGAACUUCUUGCCAGGAAAAUAUUAGAGCUUGGCUUCUCUUGUUUCUACAUUCACGCCCGCAUGUCUCAGUCCCACAGGAACAGGGUGUUCCAUGACUUUAGACAGGGUCACUGUCGCAACUUGGUCUGCUCAGAUCUCUUUACUCGUGGUAUUGAUAUACAGUCUGUCAAUGUUGUGAUCAACUUCGACUUCCCGAAAAACUCAGAGACAUACUUGCACAGGAUUGGUCGGUCUGGUCGAUUUGGUCACCUGGGUGUGGCCAUUAACCUUAUCACUUACGAUGACCGCUUUGAUCUGUACAAGAUUGAGAAUGAACUAGAUACAGAGAUCAAGCCAAUCCCAUCUGUGAUUGACAAGAAGGUAUAUGUUGCAGAAUUCCAACAACAGCAGCCAGACGAUGAGGAGUAAGCAUGAUGCUCCCUUUGGGGAAUAGGGUAGGGGUUUAAACAGAUUAUACUAGCUAAGCCUUCUGGAUCUAAUUUUACCAUGCUUUCUACAGAUAGGUAAUUUUUUCUGUGUUGCUAUCACAUGAUGUGACCUUAGGAAGAUUGUAAAUUUGUUCAGAGCAAGCUAGAACAGAGUAUGAAAUUUAGAUUCCAAAGUUUUGAACGUGUUUUUAAAGGCUUGUAAAGCUUCUUCUUUUUGAUCUUGACUAUAAAGUUUGGCCAGCUUUGAAAUAUAAAUUUCACACCUGAUGCAUCAAAAUAUAUGUUUUGAAUCACUGAAGACUUCUAACAAAUCUUAAAGUGACAUGGCGAUUUGUGAUGCUGAUGAAUAAAGACAGAAACGACAGUGACAGUUAUGUGAAAACAAGGGGAGAUAGAUGGUGAUGAGAUGAUGGUGAUGAUGAUGAUGAUGAUAUUGAAGAAGUUGGUGAAGUUAUAAUGGUGCUAAGAUGACACAUGUAAUGCCAAUGGUUGGACAGUUGUAGUAAUAAUUGGUUUGUAAUCAAUGCCACCCUGCUAAACGUCAACAAUUUCACAAUUUCUACAGUGGUCACUUGGGUUGAGAUUUGAAUCACAUCUUGCAGGAGAGGUUUGCAUUUGUGGCUGGUAAAGUCAUGUACCAAGAAUGACAGCUAAUUCCAACUUUAGGAAAGUGCAGCACCACAAAGUCACUUCACAUCUUAAGGCCAUGUCACAUGUAGACCUUUCGGCUGCCACUUGUCUUGCAAAAAAAAUUGUUGUAGGUCGCAUGCGCCUUGUCACACGUGAAGUUUUUCCUGCGACUUGAAAAAUUUAUUUGCAGAAAGUAGAAGAUCGUUCUACUUUUUUCGACUUUGAGAAAAUCAAAACAAGUUGCAAAGGGGGUGUCACACGCAUAAAAGUGCAUGUGUGUCCUGCAAGAUUUUCGAGACAGGUCGCAAGAGAAAGGCAUACGUGUGACAGAGCCUUUAGAUGUUUGUGUUUUUUGUAUGUAAUUUUUUUGUCUGUUGUUUGUUUAUGUCUGUUGCCUGUGGUCAUUCCUGACAUUCAGGUCUGGCGUUAAUAAUCUGGAACAUAUAUACCAUUUAUUCAGCAAUAACAGAAACUGUGGGGGAGUGGCUGUGGGGAUUGUGGGAUCAUUCGCAUGACAGGACAAAGCCAAGGUGCCUGCCUUGUGCCGCCAAACAGUCCUACAUCCCUUGCUCAUAGCUCCUUCUAACUACACCCUCACUUGUUCUGUUAUCUGCAAAUUCUUUGGAAAUGUGACAGACUCUUUGAUCACUGUCUGCUCCUCCUUCUCCAAAUGGCAUAAGUGCCAUUCUGAUAUUAAUAGACCUAGCCCUGAUAGACUUUUGUAACACUAGAUUGUGAAAUGUCGUAGCCCACCUUCAGUUCUCACAUAGCAUACCUAACAUUAGAAACAGCGACCAUGCAACACUCCCAAUUGCAUUGCUAUGCUUACAAUCUAACACAGAGACAUACUAGCAGCUGCAAAAGAAACUGAGGCUGGAGUUUCCUUGAGCCAUGUUUUUGGGACCUCUUUCUCCUGUGUGUGAAACUCAGGCUGUAUCUAGGUAGGGGUGGAGCAGAUGGGUGGGGGGGGGGGGGGGAGGGGAGGGGAUAAUCAAUGUCAAAGUACCUGGUAGUUGUACUGCAGUGCUAGCUCACAGGGAAAAAAGAAGAGCCUAGAAAUGAACAAUAUUUCCUUUUCAUCUGUGAAUGUGCAUUGUAGUAUUAGAUACUGCAUAACCACUAAAGGUUUUAAGAUGCUAAGGUUAGGAGUGGGUAACCCAAGAAAGAUAGCCCCACGGAUUGGACUGUGCUUAACCUUGAAGUGUAACAAAACAGAAAAAUUUAAUUCUAACAUAUGAGUCGGAGUGAAAAAAACAUUGACCACAUUGUGGUAUGAAGUCUUUGCGGUUAUGCUGUAUUGAAGCCAGGCUAUUUAUUUGUAUUCAAAUGUACAUAUGUAGAUAAAAUUCUAAUUAGGUAACAAAGUUUAUUUUCCAAACCUGCCCCCAGGAAUCUGGUGAGCAUUCAGGUGAUAUAUGACCUGCAAAACAAACAUUCCUAGAAUUGAAAACAAAGAAAUAGGAAACAGCCUAUUGAAUUGCAGAGGACAGUGUAACUGCAUCAAGUUAAAUUCCUAUUUCUGUAGAAUAUUUAGCCAGCAGAAACAGGCUUAAAACCAUUCAGUUCCAUGUUUGUAGUGAAAGGUCAUAACAUCCAGCCAGAAACACACGAUUGAGCUUGAAACAAGCAUGACAAAACUCAGAAGCUAUCUACUGUCUGACAUUCCUUUAUAUACCAAAGGGAUUUAUUUACAUGACAUGAGAUCACUCAACUUCUGAUUUAGCAUUAACAACCUGCGGUCAACAUUUUAACUUUGUAGCUCAAUUAUAUGUUUCUGAUGCCAAAGAAACAUUUGUCUUCAAGGAGCUAGAAGAAGUAAAUAGCUUUUUCUAGUAAAUUUUUGCUAUAGCUUCAUAUCUGUUCAUAAAACGCUCAAAUGAUCAUGUUCUCACUGGUUUCAAAUUCUGAGCCUAGGCUAUAUAAUGAGGGUACCAAGGAUUGCCUGAGGUGAAGUGUGCAGUCGAAGAUUGACAGUAUUCAACAGUACAUCAAUAAGUGAUCCACUUUUUAAUGGCCAAGAUGGGAUGCACAGGCCCCUGGGUUUGCUCUUUAGUACAUCAAUAAGUGAUCCACUUUUUAAUGGCCAAGAUGGGAUGCACAGGCCCCUGGGUUUGCUCUUUAGUACAUCAAUAAGUGAUCCACUUUUUAAUGGCCAAGAUGGGAUGCAUAUGCUCCCUGCACAGGCCCCUGGGUUCGCUCUUGAUAUAGUUCCAAGGCUUGCAUUUGGAACUAGUGAAUACCUGUAAGAAUUCUGGGUGAAUUAUGAGCAUCCAAGAAGAAAGUAUGUUUCAGGCUAAAUCCGUGUGGCUAUUUGAAUAGGAGGUCUCACGCUGAGGGAUCCAGUGCUUUAAUUCUUCAAAUAUCUCUUUUAGUGACAUCAAAUGGACAACGAGUUAAAGUCACUGGAUCGUUAAGCAUGGGUAGAUCAUUGGUUUAUUCUCAUAUGUCCAUCUUUUUAUCUCAUUUUUCCACUCGAUGGCUUGUGGACUUAGCCUGUGACAUCAAAUUAUUUUUCUACAAUUUUAAACUGCAGUGUAUUGCAUAAAAUGCACCAUCACUGCAGAAGGAAAGGACACAUAUGGAAUGGUACAUAUCCUCUACCUCUUUAGAGCUCCAAAAUUCCAUUCUCUCUUACGUUAUGCCUAAACUAACAUUCGCAUAGUACAUACACUUAAAGCAUAAUUAUCCUUGAAGAAAUGGUUGGAGUCUCAAGAGCUGAGGACUAAUGUCCCUUAGAAACAGCUGCUAGAUAACUGAUUAAGCAGCUUACAAUAGGCAAAUAACACCAUGCCCAUAACUAGUAGUCUUAACUACCAUGAAUAGGCCAGAAAACUUGAGUGUUGGCCCAUGAAACAAAGAUCAGACCAGCUGACUCUAGCAUAGGCUAGUGAACCAAAGAUCAGACCAGCUGACUCUAGCACUGGCCAGUGAAACAAAGAUCAGACCGGCUAAUUCUAACACAGGCUAGAGAAACAAAGAUCAGACCAGCUGAUUCUAGCACAGGCUAGUGAAACAAAGAUCAGACCAGCUGAUUCUAACACAGGCCAGUGAAACAAAGAUCAGACCGGCUGACUCUAGCACAGGCCAGUGAAACAAAGAUCAGACCGGCUAAUUCUAACACAGGCUAGUGAAACAAAGAUUAGACCAGCCCGUCUGAAAUAAAGCAAAGGCUUUUAAAACAUAAAAUAGCCUUAAAAACUAGGCUUUUUCAAUUCAAAAGCAAAAUACAUAGUUAAUAUGUGAAACAAAGAAAUAAUUAAAGAGAUAGACAGUUGAAGUGAAUAAGGUAGAAAGGAUGGUAGUGGUGAUGAUGCGGACGAUGAUAUUGAUGAUGUCUUGGUGAUCAGUAUUAUGAUGGGAGUGGUGAUGAUAGAGGUGAUGAGGGUGAUGGUAAGGCAUAUUGAGAAGGGUAAUGAUAGCGUUGAUGAUGAUGAGGUUGACAGUAAAGUGACAUGAAAGCGAUGUGGAGGAUAAGAAUGUUACUUGAACACAAACAUCCAUGACAAUAAUAAACUAUGCACAAACUUGAUACAGGUUUAGCCUAACUUCUAUUCUCCAUUCUUGCUUUCUAGUCAGUAUUAUUUUUCAAAUCAUAUGAUAUUUUUUCUAGGGUUGUUGUUGUGUUCAGACAAAACUGAAAACGUUUUUUUAGUUUUCUUUUCCUCUUGUAGUUGAAGACUUUUAAUUCUGUUACAAAAACAGCAAGAACAUCUUUUUUUUUUUACCUUUUUUCAAAUCCUUAACAGUUCACAGUUUUCAGUUUGUUUUCACUUGUUUUGCGAAAUAUCUAGAUGCUUGUUGCAUCUACAAACUUUUGUUUCUAAAGCUGACACUUCCAUAUCCCUUUAAGCCUAUGCUUGGAUACUCAGUAGACUUUGCAGUUGACCCUAAAAUUUAGUGCAUUAUUUUUUUGUGGCCAAAGAAAGAAAGUCCUGGAUCAUCUAGCAUUUUUAAACAUCAAACCUUAUCUAGAACCAACAAGAACGGAAGUGUUUGCUCUGGACCCAUUACAAACAUUAUCAGUAGCAUAGGGCCUUACCAUUACUGGACAGGCUGCAUGGUAGUGAAAAUGUUUGGUGAAGAAUGGAUUGGCAUAAAUACUUUUACAGCUUCAAAAUAAAGUUAGUAGUGCCUGAAUUUUGAACAGCUGGCUUUUGCAAUUUCUGAUAAAGGUGUCUAAAUUGAAUAAUAAUGACAAUUCCUUAGUCAGAAUAGCGACAUUCAAUAGAAGGCAGCUCCAAAGACUCAUUAACAAUGAAAGAUGCAAAGUUGGCUUGUUCAAUAAUGACUUCAAUGUAUGGUAAAUUGAAUCCUGGUUCCUGGCAAAUCGAAUCCUGGAGUCAAGAUAAAUCAAAUCCUGGUAUCUUGGUUGAUCUAGUUCAAGUGUCUAUUAUUUUUGCCAAUCCAAUCCUUGUUAGUUGUGUUGUCUUGUACAAUGUUCAAAUACCACUGUUCUAAAUUUCUAUGAUUGGAUCCUUCACAUAACACCAAAACAGUUUUCACAUCUGCGCAAGACUGCAGGGGUUCAAUGUAGAAAUAUAGAACAGUGGGUCUAAUAAAAAGAAAAAAAACUAUUGUAUCACCAUUUGUUAGGUAUGUAACUGUAUCAAUGAAAUCAAUUAAUUAUAUUUUAUUUGCUGACUUAAAAAAAGACUUGUCCAUUCGAUGGUUUUAUAGUUUACAGUAGAAUAUAACUCCACUAAUAUUGAUUAUACAUUCGGUUUUCUGAUGUACCUGAAAUUUAAAAUUUUGUUUAGAAACCUUUUGAUAUAGGAUAAGAUAUGUAACUGUUCCUCAGGUAUCAAUAAAUGGUGAAAUAAUA